AAUGAAAUGGAUAAUAUUGAAUAUUCUUUAUAAGAAUCAACUAAAAAUACCCAUUAACCAUAUGCAUAGAACUCAUAAGGAAGAAGAAAACAAACAGAUAUAUCAUAUAACAUUAUCAUAGUUACUAAAAGAAUAAUAAAUAUUCUUAAAGGUAAAUAUUUAUAGUGAAAUAGGAAUUCAUUUUAUAUUCUGAAAUAUAAUUAAAUGCCACAGAAAUCAAGAACUGUGGAAUUAAAAUAGAAAGUUGAAACGAACAGUAUAGACACAAAUCAUAUUAGAAAAAAGUGAAUAAAAAGAAGAUCAAAUCUUCAGCGAACAUCAUAUAUAUCUUCUGAUUUCUCCUUAACAAAAGUAUAAUUUUAAAAAUGGCAAGUUUUAUUGCAAAACAACUAAUCGGAAAUCAAUUGGAUUCAGUAAAAGGUGCAUUAGGUGAUAAGAAAGACGAAGGUGAAGGUGUUUUAGGUGGACGUAAAGAAAUUGAUCCAGAAGUUGAAGCGGCAUUACGUGAGGCAGAAGAGAAAAGAGAAGCUAAACAUCGUAAAAUGGAAGAAGAACGAGAAGUGAUGCGUCAAGGUAUCAGAGAUAAAUAUGGUAUUAAGAAAAAAGAAGAAGAGGUUCCAGCUGAUUUCGACUUUUCUAGUCCUGAAGGUCGUCUCGGUCGUAAACGUAAAACUCCAGCUGAACUAGCGGCUGAGGCAAAUGAAGCGGAAGAUGAAAACAUUUUAACAAGUAUGUUACCAGAAAAUAUGAGAAAUAUGGCUAAUAAAGUAACUGAAGUUCCAGGGAAAAUAAUUUCAGAAGCUAGUGAAAAAUGUCUUCUUAUGUGAUUAUUAUCAUCUAAAAAACGAAAAAAAAUCAAAACUAUCAUAUACUUUUAAACAAAUAUAAACAUGUAUAAUCAUGUCAAUAUAAAUCUCAUCAAAAGUAAUUCUGGCAUAGUCAGUAUAUGCAUACAUGUCACUAUGUUAAACAGACCAUAGUAAUGAUAACAAGAAAGAACUUCAUUAUUCCUGAUUGAAUCGUUUAUUUAUUUAUUGAUUUAUUGAUUUUAUUCUAAUAUUGUAAUACAAAACUGUGUGACCAUUUCAAUACAUUAAAUGAUUAAUUAACUCCUUCUACUUAUAUAUAUAAAUUAAAUUAGUGCCUGAUAUUGAAGUUAUUCAUGUAUGUUUAUUGUAUACAUAGAAUUAUCAUCAUAAAUACAAAAAAAACAAAGCAAUUAUAAACCUUAUCUGCACAUAUAUAUUCCAUGUGUUUAAUCUUUGUUUAUUAAUAGUCUAUUUGUUUAGUUAUAUCAUAACAAAUUGUAUGUAGAAUAAUAGAGAUUUCAUUGAUUACGUAACUAACUAACUAACUAACUAAUUAAUUAAUUAAUUAAUUAAUUAAAUCACUUUUCAUUAAUUUUAAUUUCUUUCUUUCAUUGAUUUCUUCAAUUAUAUAAUAAAUUAGUAAAUAAACUCAAUUAUAAUUUAAUUAAUUCAUUAAUUGUAUCAUUUAUUCAUGCAUACAAAUAUACAAUCAAAACAAACAAUUAAAUAAAUAAACUGUAAUAAUUGAAUAUAUUACAUCAUUAUAUUCAUAUUUCAUUUCAUAAUUUUAAUUAUUUUCUAGAUUGAUGAUUACAUAAUAAUUGACUAUUGAUUUUGUUUAUUUAUUUCAUUUAUUUAUUUCAUUAUUUAUUGAUUCAAACUAUUUGAAACGUUUAUUAUUCACAUGACAACCAUAAAUUAAUGGAAUUUAAAAUCAAUAUAAAAAAAAGAAAAAAAUCAAAAAAAGAGAAAAAUAAAAAAAACUAUCAUAAACUGUGAACCAUGCAUAAUUCGAAACAAUGGCGGAUUCAUUCUAUUUGAAAUUUUAAACAAAAAUGAAUGACCCAUUGUCUGUUCAUAAACAAAAAUAUAUAUUUAUUAUUAUUAUUAUUCAUUAUCUUAUAUUGUAUUUUUGAAAUAGAAAUAUAUAUAU
Schistosoma haematobium is the source of this 1962-nucleotide messenger RNA. RefSeq names its product complexin 1. The transcript has 5 exons. The coding region runs from base 366 to 827 and encodes 153 amino acids. Gene Ontology annotation, cellular component: terminal bouton; SNARE complex. Gene Ontology annotation, biological process: neurotransmitter transport; regulation of neurotransmitter secretion; synaptic vesicle exocytosis. Gene Ontology annotation, molecular function: syntaxin binding. NCBI's taxonomy places the organism in Eukaryota, Metazoa, Platyhelminthes, Trematoda, Strigeidida, Schistosomatidae. The record is from RefSeq and is a predicted model, not a curated record.